CAAAAAGCUAAAAAGCUAUAUAUAUAGACACACACAUACAGCACUAUGUAUCUAAAGGUCUAGUUGGCAUCAUUCUUGAAUUGAUCCAUCGUCGUCAUUAUCUUUCUUGGUGGUCUUCGUCUUCUUUAUCAUCAUCAUGGCUUCUUCUAACAGACACUGGCCCAGCAUGUUCAAGUCCAAGCCCUGCAAUCCGCAGCACCCAUGGCAGCACGACAUGAACUCCUCUCUCAUCUCUUCUUCUUCUUGCCACCGAACCCCUUACACUUCUUCUUCCUCUUCUUCUUCUACAGGUUGUGAGGAGAGAAGUCCAGAGCCGAAGCCGAGGUGGAACCCAAAACCAGAGCAGAUUCGGAUUCUGGAAGCGAUCUUCAACUCUGGGAUGGUGAAUCCUCCUAGAGAUGAGAUCAGAAAGAUCAGAGCUCAGCUUCAAGAGUAUGGUCAAGUUGGUGACGCGAAUGUGUUCUACUGGUUUCAGAAUCGCAAGUCCAGAAGCAAACACAAGCUCCGAAACCUUCAAAAUUCAAACAAGAUCACUGUCAACAACGACAACAACCACCAUGUCAUCACUCACGAAUCAACCCCACCACCUCCUUCUAUCAUCAUUCCUCAGAUUUCAUCUCCUAAUUCUUCUUCAUCUGACAACAAGUCUUCUCCUCCCCCUCCUUAUUCCAAGGAAAUUAUCAGUACUAUUAUUCCUCCUUUCAAGUCGUCGUCGUCAUUCUCCAUUGGCUUCUCUUCUGAUGUGAUCCCAAGUUCUCCAAGUAACCAUCACCAUCAUGCCACAUAUUUUCAGACCCAUAAUAAUGAGACCUCUCUUUCUGAGCCUUUCUUCUUCCCUGUACUGCACCAUAAUGAUACCACUACUGUAACUACGACUGAUCAUCAUCAAGGGUUUUGCUUCUCUGAGCUGUCUGGUCUUGUUCAAGCUCAUCAGCCUCAUUAUCAGAACGUUGGGCCUUGCACUAGUCUCUUGCUCAGUGAGAUGAUGAAUCAGAAGAAAGAACAAGAUCAGAAGGAAGUGAUGAAGAAUAAUGUGAUGAAUCAUCAUCAUCAUCAACAUCAUCAUCCGAGUUUCUGUGUGGCAGCUUCGUCUUCUGUCACUCCCACCAUUCACAGUACUGUUGUCCCUUCUAUGGCUCCUGCCACCACCACCACUGUUAUUGUUCCAUCCCUCAGCGUCACUACUCAAAUUCAGGAGGAAGCAGGUGGUACGGCAGCGAAAUCAAUUGUACACAUAAACGACGUCGCAUUCGAGGUGGCUGUGGGCCCCUUCAACGUGCGGGAGGCUUUUGGUGAUGACGCGGUUCUGGUCCACGCGGCAACAGGACACCCCGUCCUCACGAACGAGUGGGGCGUCACUCUCCAGUCACUCAGUCACGGCGCAUUUUAUUAUCUGAUUUAGAAGGGAGAAAGUUGAAGGUGGUGGAGGUAUAUAUAUAUAUAUAUAUGGAGUUCUCUCUACGUAUACCUAUCUUUGGAUCCCCAUGUUCUUAAUUAGUUCUCUUUGUGUUUUACGUUAAAUAGUGUGAGGUG
Messenger RNA from Prosopis cineraria, 1533 nucleotides. RefSeq names its product WUSCHEL-related homeobox 9-like. The coding region runs from base 137 to 1402 and encodes 421 amino acids. Gene Ontology annotation, molecular function: DNA-binding transcription factor activity; DNA binding. The record is from RefSeq and is a predicted model, not a curated record. The transcript is spliced from 5 exons. Gene Ontology annotation, biological process: regulation of developmental process. Lineage: Eukaryota; Viridiplantae; Streptophyta; Magnoliopsida; Fabales; Fabaceae.